CGCUGCUUUCCGUAGCGCGACUGGUCUAAGUUUGGAAAUUGAGGAAGUGAGCAGCUAGCGGGCAAAUCACAAAGCACCACCAAACAUCCAACAGUUAUCAGCUUUCACGCAAUAAUAUACACUAUGGCAUAUCAGCUUUACAGAAAUACGACACUCGGAAACAGCCUACAGGAAAGUCUUGAUGAACUUAUUCAGACUCAACAGAUUACUCCACAGUUAGCCCUCCAAGUACUAUUACAGUUUGAUAAGGCCAUCAACACAGGAUUAGCCAACCGGGUCCGCAACAGAGUAAAUUUUAGGGGAUCGCUUAACACUUACAGGUUCUGUGAUAAUGUUUGGACGUUUGUUUUAAAUGAUGUUGAGUUUCGGGAGGUGACUGAGCUGGUCAAGGUGGACAAAGUCAAAAUUGUAGCAUGUGAUGGCAAAAACACCGGUUCUAAUGCAGCUGAGUAAGAAUAAGGGGCGAGAGACCGAGAAGUGCAUUUCUGGCUGAUGGGAAGGAUGAAAAGAGUUGAAGACAAGGCACACAGCAGCUGGGACUGUGUAUAUAUUAUUUAUUACAAGAAACAGUUCUUCAGCCUUCAAACAACAACCUGCUUAGUGAAGGACUGACAAAAGUAUGGAGCACACAAGGCCUUGGAUGUCACAUGGAAUUUUUCUUUUUUUAUAUAUAUAUAUAAAUAUAUAUAAUUUUCAUAGAAAUGCCGAUGCUUUUCAGUUUCUCACAAUUUAGCUUAUUCUUUAAUAAACAUGUUUUAAAGGUUGCCAGUUUCUCUUUGAAUGAUGAAUGUCUUAAUGAAUAUUUACAUCAUCUCAUUAGUGAUUGAACAGUAAAUCAAGACUGUUGUAGAGUGACUUUAAUGUAAUCAAAAUUAAAUAAUGAGUGUCUCAAUUAAUAAUUAAUUUGUGUGCAUAACAUUUGCAGAAGGUGAACAAGUGCUACAUUCUCACCUUAAACCAUGCAAAAUAAAACAAAUAUUUAUUUGACUAUCCCUCUCAAUGAGAGAAUUGUUUAUUGUAGUAGUGAAGAAUUAGUUUUCAAUAUUUGAAAAUUGUUGAAUAAAUUAACCAAGUCAAAUGAUAAUGGCAGAAAAUCACUAUAUAAUAUUAACGGGAUAGUUCAACAAAAAUGGAAAAUUAUCUAUUUUUCUCACUUUAAUGCCAUCCCAGAUGUGUAUGAAUUUCUCAACUCUGUAAGUCAAAGCAAUGCAAGUGAAUGGGUACCAAAUUCUGAAAGUCCAACAAGCACACAAAUGCAGCGUAAAAGUAAUCCGUUUGACUCCAGUGGUUAAAUCCAUGUCAAGAUGUGAUAGGUGUGGGUAAGAAACAGAUCAAUAUUCAAGUCCUUGUUUACUAUAAAUCUCCACUUUCACUUCCACAUUCUUUUGUUACUUUUUUUUAUUUUCUCCCCAAUUUGGAAUUCCCAAUGUGUUCUAGAUCCUCAUGGUGGUGUAGUGACUUGCCUCAUUCCAGGUGGCGGAGGACGAAUCUCUGUUGCCUCCACGUCUGAGACCGCCAAUCCACGCAUCUUAUCACGUGGCUUAUUGAGCGCGGAAACAGCGCAUGUGCAGGCUUCGUGCUAUUCUUCGCGGCAUCCACACACAACCCACCACACGCCCCACCAAGAGCGAGAACCACAUUAUAGCAUCCACAAGAAGGUUACCCCAUGUGACUCUAACCUCUCUAGCAACUGGGCCAAUUUGGUCGCUUAGGAGACCUGACUGGAGUCGCUUAGCACGCCCUAGAUUUGAACUCGCGACUCGGUGAUAGUCAGCAUCUUUACUUGCUGAGCUACCCAGGACUCCAUUCUUUUGUUUUUGGAGAUUUGCAUUAUUUGUGCAUAUUGCCACCUACUAGGCUGGGAGGAGAAUUUCAAGUAAAAAAGUAAAUUUCAAGUCAACAUUUUUAUUUGUAUAGUGCUUUUCACAACACAC
This is a messenger RNA of Xyrauchen texanus (razorback sucker), 1934 nucleotides long. RefSeq names its product general transcription factor IIA, 2 (gene gtf2a2). The transcript is spliced from 4 exons. The record is from RefSeq and is a predicted model, not a curated record. Gene Ontology annotation, biological process: RNA polymerase II preinitiation complex assembly; transcription initiation at RNA polymerase II promoter. Lineage: Eukaryota; Metazoa; Chordata; Actinopteri; Cypriniformes; Catostomidae. Gene Ontology annotation, molecular function: RNA polymerase II general transcription initiation factor activity; TBP-class protein binding. Gene Ontology annotation, cellular component: transcription factor TFIIA complex. The coding region runs from base 124 to 453 and encodes 109 amino acids.